Nematocida major is the source of this 297-nucleotide messenger RNA. RefSeq lists its product as uncharacterized. Bases 1 to 297 code for a protein of 98 amino acids. Lineage: Eukaryota; Fungi; Microsporidia. The record is from RefSeq and is a predicted model, not a curated record. The transcript has a single exon.
AUGAGCGAGGAGGAAAUAGCCAGACUUUUUGAAGAGUGCUCCGUGGAGGGAAACCCCGUCCUGGACGAGAGAGAAACCGAGUAUUUCUGGCUCAGAACAGGGCUUAUUGGGUGGAGCGCAGCGGACGAAGUCAGAAGAAGCACCGCAUACCGUGCAUAUUUAGAGGUAAAAGAGAAGCACCGCACUCUGGCGGACCUAAUAGAAAAAACAGACAGAAAAAUGCUCUUGCACACCCUGCAGGCAGACAUAAAAGAGUGCGAGCUUGAAGAAAUAGUAAGACACAUUAGAAAUAAAUAA